Molecule: messenger RNA, 3686 nt
Organism: Oryza brachyantha (malo sina)
Lineage: Eukaryota; Viridiplantae; Streptophyta; Magnoliopsida; Poales; Poaceae
Product: nardilysin-like
Exons: 19
Coding region: 29-3178 (1049 amino acids)
Biological process (GO): proteolysis
Cellular component (GO): cytosol
Molecular function (GO): metal ion binding; metalloendopeptidase activity
Source: RefSeq, a predicted model, not a curated record
CCCAUCCCAUCCCAUCUCUCCCCGUAGCAUGCCGCGCGGCGGCGAGGCGGAGAUGGCGGCGGCGGCGUGGCGCGAUGACGAGCUGGUGAUCAAGUCCCCCAGCGACCACCGCUCCUACCGCCUCCUGCGCCUCCCCAACGGCCUCUGCGCCCUGCUCGUCCACGACCCCGAGAUCUACCCCGACGGCUACCCGGACCCGCAGCCCACCAAGCCCCACGAGGACGAGGAAAUGGGGGAGGAGGAGGAGGAGGAGGACGAUGAGGAAGAGGACGGCGAGGAGGAUGACGAUGAUGAAGAGUACAGCGAUGAUGAGGGGGAGGGUGACGAGGAGGACGAAGGGGAGGAAGAGGAGGAUGGGAGCGAACCGAAGAGGAGGAAGGAGAAGGGCGGCUCCGAGCCCCUCGUUAAGAAGGCUGCUGCUGCAAUGUGUGUUGGAAUGGGUAGUUUUGCUGACCCUCCAAAGGCACAGGGGUUAGCUCAUUUCCUAGAGCAUAUGCUUUUUAUGGGGAGCUCUGAAUUUCCAGAUGAAAACGAGUAUGACAGUUACUUGUCCAAACAUGGUGGUUCAUCCAAUGCUUUUACUGAAACUGAAUACACAUGCUACCAUUUUGAGGUCAAGCGGGAGUAUCUGAAGGGAGCAUUGGACAGAUUUUCUCAGUUCUUUGUAUCACCUCUUGUUAAGGCGGAAGCUAUGGACCGUGAGAUACUAGCAGUGGACUCUGAGUUCAACCAAGUUUUGCAAAGUGAUAGCUGCCGUCUUUACCAACUUCAGUCCCAUACUUGUUCACAAGGGCACCCUUUGAACAGAUUUACCUGGGGAAACAAGAAAAGCUUGGUUGAUGCAAUGGGCAGUGGCAUUAAUCUAAGGGAAGAGAUUUUACAGAUGUACACGACUAACUACCAUGGAGGAAUGAUGAAGCUAGUUAUAAUUGGAGGAGAGCCCCUUGACAUUCUAGAAGGUUGGACCAUGGAACUAUUCAGUAAGGUUAAAGCUGGUCCACUGUUGGAUAUGAGUCCAAAGACUGAUAUGCCUUUCUGGAGAUCUGGUAAACUUCACAAGCUAGAGGCUGUUAGAGAUAUUCACAGUCUUUGCUUAUCAUGGACACUACCUUGUCUGCACAAGGAAUACAUGAAGAAACCAGAAGAUUACUUGGCACAUCUCCUUGGUCAUGAGGGGAAGGGAAGCUUACUCUGUUUUCUGAAAGCUAAAGGUUGGGCAAGCUCUUUGAGUGCUGGUGUUGGCACUGGUGGAGCACAACGCUCCUCAUAUGCUUAUAUCUUUGAAAUGUCUAUCCGCCUUACCGAUUCAGGACUGAAAAAUCUUUAUGAGGUCAUUAGUGCUGUAUACCAAUAUAUAAAGUUGCUUAAGCAGUCUGAGCCACAAGAAUGGAUAUUCAAGGAACUUCAGGACAUUGGGUACAUGGAGUUCAGAUUUGCAGAAGAGCAACCUCCAGAUGAUUAUGCUGUUGAUCUUGCAGAAAAUAUGCUACAUUAUUCUGAAAAACACAUUGUUUCUGGGGAAUAUAUUUAUGAGGGAUGGGAUCCAGAGCUGGUAAAGCAUGUUUUGAGCUUCUUCCAUCCAGACAACAUGAGAGUUGAUGUACUUAGUAAAUCAUUCGAUAAGCAGUCGCAAGCUAUUCAAUGUGAGCCGUGGUUCGGUGCCCAGUACAUUGAAGAGGAUAUUCCAGCAUCUUUCAUGGAAAGUUGGCGAAACCCAGCACAAAUAGAUGAUGCUUUUCAUCUACCGCGAAAGAAUGAAUUUAUUCCUGGGGACUUUAAUCUGCGUAAUGCUAAUAUACCUAAACCCCUGAGCGAUGAUAAUCCUCGUUGCAUUGUUGAUGAACCAUUCAUAAAGCUCUGGUACAAGAUGGACAUGACAUUUAAUGUACCUCGUGCUAACACUUACUUUUUGAUUUCUGUCAAGGAUGGCUAUAGCACUCUUGAAAACUCUGUCCUGACAGAUCUGUUUGCAAACCUUCUUAAAGAUGAGUUGAACGAGGUCCUCUAUCAGGCAUAUGUGGCUAAACUGGAGACUUCCUUGUCUGUUGUUGGUAGCAACCUUGAGUUAAAGCUUUACGGUUACAAUGACAAGCUGCCCAUCCUGCUGUCCAGCAUUUUGGCUGCUUCUCAAUCUUUUUCUCCAAAGUCAGAUAGGUUUGAGGUCAUCAAGGAGGACUUGGAAAGAGCUUACAAAAACACGAAUAUGAAGCCCAUGAGCCAUUCAACCUACUUGAGGUUACAAGUCCUACGUGAAAUAUUCUGGGACGUUGAUGAAAAAUUGGAAGUUCUUAUGAAACUAACCUUUUCUGAUCUAGUGGCAUAUGUACCAAAGCUUCUUUCUCAGUUGCACAUCGAGGGCCUUUGUCAUGGUAACCUAUCAGAAGAUGAAGCAAUAAAUAUAUCAAAAAUAUUCCGAAACACACUGUUAGGUCAGACACUACCUGAUGAGGCAAGACAUGGAGAAAGAGUUUUUUGCAUUCCUAAUGGUACAAAUUUUGUUAGAAGCGUCCAUGUGAAAAAUGAACUUGAAGAGAAUUCUGUGGUUGAGGUUUAUUUUCCAGUUGAGCAAGACAUUGGAAAUGAUGCAACAAGACUCAGAGCUAUUACAGAUCUUUUCAGCAACAUCAUUGAAGAACCUUGCUUUGAUCAGCUGAGAACGAAGGAGCAACUUGGAUAUACUGUGCACUCUAGUCCACGGAUGACUUACCGUGUGCUUGCAUACUGUUUUCAAGUUAUGUCCUCCAAGUAUAGCCCUAUUUACCUACAAAGUCGGAUUGAUAACUUUAUUGAUGGUCUAUCUGCUUUGCUGGAUGGACUUGAUGAAGAAACUUUUGAGCAUCACAGGAGUGGGUUGAUAGCUGAUAAAUUGGAAAAGGAUCCUUCUCUUAGCUAUCAAACUGGUGAUUAUUGGUCGCAGAUUGUUGACAAAAGGUAUAUGUUUGAUAUGUCAAAACUGGAAGCUGAAGAGCUAAGGACAGUGCGGAAGGAGGAUGUAAUCAGUUGGUUCAAUACCUAUAUUAAACCAUCAUCUCCCAAGCGCAGACGAUUAGCAAUCCAUCUGUAUGGCUGCAAGUCGGACAUUGCUGAGGCUACCAAACUACAAGAGCAGUCAUGGAUUGCAAUUGAUGAUAUCAAAUCUUUAAAAAGAUCAUCUCAAUUUUAUUCAAGCCUCUGCUGAGUGAGGACAUUAUUGAUUCAGUAUGAUCUUAUAAAAAGGAGUCAUCAUCUCCAAGGCUCGAUGGCUAGCAAUCCAUCAGUAUGGUUGCGGAUGUCCAAUGCUUGAAAGGUGCCUUUGCCUCUGCCGAAGAUCCAGCGCCAUACGAAGGGUUUCAUUCAGUUUGUCUGCAACUUGUAAAUUGACGAUCUUCCGUUACAAGGACAAAGGUUAAGAGAACAUUUUUUUUGCUGGUAAGGUGCAAUAUGGUGUCUUGUAGGUGCUGUAUAAACUCAUGUCGCUCUCUUUUGCACUUCGCCAGGAAGUCUGAUUUCUUCACCUAGUUAUAUUCAUGAACUAUGGAUCUCAUAUCAUCAAUUGUUCUAUUCUUUUUAUGUAUACAGAUUGUUACUCAGUUUCAAUUUUGGAAUGCAAUAUAUCAUGUUUUAGUACCAUCCCUUCGAGUUUCAAUAGCCUCAUAGCUUACGUUCAACUGUUCUGUAAGGUUGCUUUGUUCUCGUUCAAGGACAAU